Effrenium voratum is the source of this 1983-nucleotide messenger RNA. Lineage: Eukaryota; Dinophyceae; Suessiales; Symbiodiniaceae. The record is from the annotation of a GenBank genome assembly.
AUGCUGCACGGGCUGAUCCACGUGGUUUUCCGGGACUUUGUCCUUGACAACUUCGGGGACGCAGCCUGGAAGAAGAUCCUGGCGAGGGCAGGCAUCGAAAAUGCUGCCACUAUCCUGGAGAUGAAGCAUUACGAUGACAACCUCACCUUUACCGCUGUGAAGAUCGGUGCGGAGGUCGCAGGCGCUCCGCUGGACGCGGCCCUGGAGCUCUUCGGGGGCUACUUCGUGGAUUUCGCCAUCCGGAGCGGCUUCAUGAAGCUGUUGCGGUCUUUAGGUGGCAACCUCCACGAGUUUCUGGGGAACCUCAACAUUUUGCACCACAACGUGGAGCGGGACUUGCCGGCGGCCAUCUUCCCGCUCUUCGAGGUGGGUAGCCUCACGACGUACGAGGAGGGGCACUACUCCUUCAGGGUGGACUAUGCAAGCAGCCGGCCUGGGCUCGACGCGCUUCUGAAAGGUGCGUUGACACGGGUGGCCUUGAAGCUCUUUCAGUCGGACCUGGAGGUCGACACGAAGCUCAAGGUUGGCGUCUCCGGCGGCUUCAGCACGGAGGAGAAGGUGGCGAAUGAGCUGCAUUGGCAGCUCACGGUGCGAAAGCCGGACAAGCCUCAUGCAGAAGAAAAAGUGGAGCUGCCCCAGGGCGGCUAUAGCUUCUUUGACUUCCACAGCGCGCUGACGUCCUACAUGUGUUGCCAAUGCGAGCGUGAUGAGCCGGAAAGCAUGGUCUUGGUGAACACUAAGCCCAUCAUGGACGAGAAAGAGGAUUGGGAGCAAGAGGUUGCCGCCAUUCUGAGGGAGAAGCGGAGGCAGCUUGAACCAGUGAUCGGGGGCAAGGCUUGCCCGGAUGAGCAGCACCUCUACUUCCACCUCAACGAGGUAGAGCGGGUCCAAGUGGGCGCAGUCCUUUUCAGGGCCUCUUCGGCAGACCAGGUCUCCUCGCCCUGGACGGCCUCGGAGCUGGAGGAUACUGAGUAUUUCUGGGGCGCGUACACGAAGCUGGACAACUUCUACGCGAAAUCAGAGGAUUGGCUCCUGCCGAGCAAGACGCCGCAGGGCAUCAAGUACGAGAAGAGAGAUAAGGUCCGCUUCCUCUCGCAGUCCUGGGGCAUCCCCAAGGAGUGGGAUGAGCUGAUGGGGAGCUGCAGCUAUGCCCAGGCCAAGGCUGCGGAGAUUUGCUGCGUGUCGAAGGACCUGGCGGCAAGGGAUCUGGGCUCCACCAGCAGGUGGAAGGAGGUCUUCUACUGGGUGGACAAGUGCUGCAUUCCGCAAGGCGACCAGGAGCUCACAGGUUGGUGCGUGAACUUGUUGGAGGAGUACAUCAUUUUCUGCGACGGUUUGGUGGUGCUGGUUCCAUGGACCUACUUCACCAGGCUUUGGUGUGUCUACGAGUGGGUAUGCUUCUUGCUGGUCCACAGCCCCAUGGACAUCGAGAUCUGCGCGGACCCCUUCAUGCGGGACAGCACCAUGCCGCUCUUUUUGGAUGCCAUCGGCAACUUCAAGUUGGCGAACUGCCAGUGCUUCCGCGAGGAUGACCGGCCGGUCCUCUUCAACAAGGUGGCAGAGUACUACAAGUCCGUGGAGCACUUCGAGGUCUUUCUGAAGUUCACGGCCAUCGCGCUCUUCGCGCGGUGCACGGCCCAGCGGAGGUCCGGGAAGGCCACCAGCGCCCUGGAGCCCUGGAGAUACCUCGCGGAGCGCCAAGGAUUUACGGUGCUGGCGAAAAAGCUGGAGGAGAUGAAGACUUUGCUCCCCAAGUGGCGGCAGUACGCCGUGGAGGACGCGGAAGGCGGCUCUGGCGGCGGCACCCACGACGUGCAGACCGCCGUGCUGAAGCAAGUGGAAGCCUGGUUCGAGAAGGAUAUUUGCCCGUUGAUCAACAAGCGACGCCAGGAGUCCUGCAGCGUGACGGGCAUGCAGAAGAUCGAGGCGCUGCGAAGAGCGGCGGGCAAGGUGUUACUGCAGGAAAAGGUCUCUUCCCUGUGA